This is a messenger RNA of Vitrella brassicaformis, 2582 nucleotides long. The record is from the annotation of a GenBank genome assembly. Lineage: Eukaryota; Vitrellaceae.
CUAGCACGGCCUUGUCUGUCGCGCAAAGGAGACAUGAUUCAUGUGCAUACCACACGCAUUUUUCAGCAUACCAUGUAGAGGAUCGCGAGCGGGUCAUUGGUCUUGAUAAGGAAAUUGUUGCUUACUCCAGGAUGAUCUGAACACCCACCGUUAACACACAGACAGCGCGCAUGCACAGGAGCAUCGUAUGUCGUGCCAUUGCUACCGUAGUCGUGUAUGGCCGCCGAGAAGAUCACGGUGAAGAGUUCAACCUAAGGUAUACGGCAGAAAACGAGCACGCCAAGGUAACAGUGCAGACGACGAGAGGCGGCUUGGCAAAAAUGUAUUGAAUACAUUCGUGAAGCCCUUCAAUGAUAGCGACCAGAGUUCGCCCACUGCACGGGACAAAGACAGUCUUCAUGCAGCCGUUUCUCUUUGCGUCUCCUACCUUUGCAAAACCAAUAAGCUCCGUGAACAACCUGCGAAGAUAAAAAGUGGUAGCCUCGUCCAUUGGCGAAGGGCGCUGCCAGAGAUGCAAUGUGCGGCGCUGCGACUUACGUCAGCGGCAUGCAGGCGCAUGUGAUAGGGAUUGUCUUGAUGAUAUCCCUUCUGCACUGCAAAGAGUAGCUCAUCCCACUUUUUGCAGUCAAUACAUAAUUCCUGAGCAGGCCAGCUCAUAAUUAUGACUGCCUGUCUCUUGUCGAGGCAGACCUCGAGUGCAAAGGAAGAUUGCGCCACAAAGUUGGUGAGCAGCCGCAGACAGUUGCCUCUGACUCGAAAGCAGCCAGGUCACCUUUGAAUGAACCACUGUGUGUGCAUUCUGACGUCAUACCCCGAUAGCCUGUCGCAUUCGAAUACGUCGAAUUCCCAAUCAUCGACUCCCGACAGAAUGGUGUCGUUGACUGCCGAUUCGGUCAUGCACGACAGAAUGCUCCUCGCACUGUCCCCUGACACACGGAGGGUCGUUCAACUUUGCAUCCACUGAUGUCUCUGCUCGCUUUCUUACUGGCGGAUCGCUUCUGUCCGUCUCUGUCGUUUUGCACCUGCGUCUUCGAUUUUCUGCGAUACAAAUACAGAAGAAGAUUCACGUGUUUGGCGAGGCAACGUGAGUGAGGUAGUAACCGCGCCGAUGCAUGGUGCCCCAGUGCUUGUGAGGUGGUGUCGACAAGUAGACGAGGUCUGCACCCAGGCAGAGGCUGCAUGCACACAGCGCACAUACGAGAGAAUAUUGUUGCUUGACACUCGAGGACUUACCUGCACUGUUCUCAUCGAGCCUGUCCUCAUCGAGUAUUGGCUGACAUAGCCGAUAGGUGAGACACAGACACGUGGCAGACAUUCAUGCUGCACUACGGGUGCUUUCUCACAUCAUAGAGCCGGCCUGAUGCGAGUAUGCGUAUGGCAAGAUUGACAUCAUUGGGGAGACGAUGACUCAACCGAUACUCACCCUAUACCAAGGAGGAUCGAGAGAAUCCGAUGUCAACGAAGCCAUGAUCUCUCUUAUACAUCCCCCGGCCGACCUUGACUUUGCGGAGUGUCUUAAGGACCUUCUCCAAAGGCGCUUCGUAGCACACGCCGCCUUGCUUCUUCUUUGCUAGCCCCAAUGCAAAUUCCUCUUGAAACUGAAAGAACGAGAACACAUUUCACACACACACACACACACACACAUGAGCAUUUGUCACAUACGCGUGUUGAGCAUACCUGGUUGUAUACAUGAAGGAGACGAAAUAUACGCAGCACUCCUCUCAUUCCUGAAAAUGAACAGCGGCCAUAAGACAUAUCCGUGUAUGUCUCCAUGCAACCCAGUGAGAGAGUGGCGGUACGUACGGGCAAUGCGGUCCACUAGGUCGUCCUCUACACAUGGACAGACAUCUCAAUGUGUAGACAAUAAGUCAAUACAAUCCGUCUCACCUACCCACCUAUCGUGAGCGAGCCCAAGGAGAGGAAGAAGGCCAAAAGAACACACAGGAUAUCCACAGCAUUCAGCGGCUCCAGGAAAUAAAACCGGCCGAAGGCAAAGGCCUUUAGGCUGACUUUCAGGAUGAAGAUGCAACACAGUGUGAGGUCAAUGACAUCGAGGGCAUGCAUCUGCUGCGACGUGACGACAUCGAAGACCACCAGCUGGACGAAUGUGAGAGAUAUAUAGUUGAAGACCAUGAUAAUGAUGACCUCUGCGCAGCGGAUCAAGACGGCGAGAGGCAGUUGUCCCUUCGCUCCUUACUUGCCCUCUUACUUUCACAGACAGGGUGGUCGAUCACCCAUCCGAUGUUGGCCCUCAACGUUUCGUACCUCCCUCUUGGCCUCUCGUCUUCUGAAUCACUGGUACGUGGGGGCUGCACAGUGACAGAAGACGUGAGGGCUGAGGAUGGGGCUGGCGGCACUGGCCCCAGAGGGGGAUGCAUUACCAUCUUCUCUUCAAACACUCAGAAGAUGGACCACUUUGCAGGAGAAGUGGGGGUCUCGCAAUUCUGAGAGGCGCACUUGCUUCCUUGAGAAUCACUGGUGCGUGGGGGUGCGGGAGGGCUGAGGAUGGGGCUGAGGAUGUCAGUGGUGAAGUUCCCCGUCGCGAAAUGCAAGCCACGAAGCUCUCAUGGAAGCCAGAAAGG